AUGAUUGAAGAAAUUCUGGUCGGGAUGACGCCCAUCCGGGCAUUCCUGUGGUUUCUGGGUAGUUUCACGCUCUUCUGCGUGUUCCGCAAGUUCCAAGCAUCUGUGCAGAUCGCGCGCCUCGGUGUCCGCGCUCCCAAGGUCAAAUUCCGUCUUCCUUAUGCGCUCGACUUCAUGUAUAAGAGCCACCUAGCUAACCUCAAGCACGAGGAUAUCGAAUUUUGGAAUGAAACCAUCCUCGCCGCCAGUGGACGACAUAACUGCAAGACUGCCGAGCUUGACGCCGGCAUCUCCACCCGUUUGGUUCUCACCAAGGACACCGAGAACAUCAAAGCGCUGCUCACGGGACAGUUCGCGGACUACGGCAAGGGAGAGCCGUUCCACCGCGAGUGGAAAGAGUUCCUAGGCGACAGCAUCUUCGCUACCGAUGGAGAACUAUGGUCACGCUCGCGCCAGCUCAUUCGCCCCAUGUUCGCGCGCGAGCGGCUGGUCGACACCGAGAUCUUCGAGAAGCAUGUGCAAAAGCUGAUCCCUCUUCUCGGUGGGAGCCCACAUGGCAGCAAGGUGGUCGACGUAGGCUCGCUAUUCUUCCGGUAUACCCUCGAUGCCGCAACAGACUACCUGCUCGGCCAGGGGACAGACAGCCUAGAGAACCCAGCGACAGGGUUCGCAGAGGCCUUCAGAUAUGUGCAACAGCGCCAGGCAGAGCUUUUCCGCUUUGGAGUCUUCAACUUCGUCAUGUCACGCACCGAGUUCCGUCGCAACCUGAAGAUCAUGGACAGCUUCCUGCAGCCGUACAUCCAAACCGUACUAUCCAUGUCCUCCGCCGAACUAGACCAGAAGCUCUCCAAGCGCGAGACCUUCCUCCACGCCCUCGCCCGCUUCACGCGCGACCCCCAAGUACUGCGGGACCAACUCGUAGCCGUCCUCCUCGCUGGCCGCGACACAACCGCCGGCACGCUUUCAUUCUGCCUCUUCGAGCUCGCACGGCACCCAGAAGUCGUCACCAAACUGCGUGCCGAGAUCCGUGAGCGCCUCGGCGUCGGCGCAGCCGGCCAGAAACCCACCUACGACGACCUCAAGGCCAUGAAGUACCUCAACGCUGUCAUCAAUGAAACCAUGCGCUUCUACCCCGUCGUCCCCUUCAACGUGCGCUACUCGCUGAAAGACACCACACUCCCGCGCGGUGGGGGGCCCGACGGUAUGUCGCCCGUCGGCGUGCGCGCCAACACGCGCAUCAUUUACUCGACGCUGCUCAUGCAGCGGGAUCCGGAUUUGUACGAUGGGCCAGACUCGAAGCACUUUUUUGAUCCGCAGCAGUGGAUUCCUGAACGCUGGAUGGAAGGGUGGCAGCCGCGGCCCUGGCACUUCAUUCCGUUCAAUGGUGGCCCGCGGAUCUGUAUUGGGCAGCAGUUUGCUACGAUUGAGAUGGGGUAUACGAUUAUUCGGAUUCUGCAGGCUUAUGAACGAAUCGUUGCGCUCCCGGUCAGCGGGGAGGAUUGCGUGAAGGAUCCUGUGUUGCGGUUAGAGGUUACGAUGAGCCCUGGGGCGGAGUUUAAUUGUGUGUUUGUCAAGGACGGGGAGGAAUUCAAAACGGCUGGUACGAAGUAA
This is a messenger RNA of Penicillium canariense, 1608 nucleotides long. Its product is annotated as cytochrome P450. The record is from RefSeq and is a predicted model, not a curated record. NCBI's taxonomy places the organism in Eukaryota, Fungi, Ascomycota, Eurotiomycetes, Eurotiales, Aspergillaceae. The coding region runs from base 1 to 1608 and encodes 535 amino acids. The transcript has 3 exons. Gene Ontology annotation, molecular function: heme binding; oxidoreductase activity, acting on paired donors, with incorporation or reduction of molecular oxygen, reduced flavin or flavoprotein as one donor, and incorporation of one atom of oxygen; iron ion binding.